UUAUGGUAGGCAGCAGGGACUGACCUAAGUAUUUUAUGAUAUUUUGUGAUAGACAGCGGAGACUGAUCUAAUAAAGUAAAGUAGACGGCGAUAGGCUGAUCUAGGAAAUUGAUGCACGCGCGUAGCAUUUUUGAAUUAUAUAUGAGAAUAAUUGAUUAAAGUGAAAUAUUGAAUUUUGAAUUGAAAUAUAAUUAUUGAGAGAAUUUAAGUGAUAUAUAUUGGAAAAAAAGAGAUUUUGAAUUAAAAGGCAGUAGAUGACCUUAUUAAAGUAAUUGACGUCAAAUUUUGAAAAGUUUUGAAAGAAAAAAAAAAGAGAGAGAUUAAUUAUAGGGGCCCUAGGAUAAGAAAUAGUAUAACGUUACUAAGAAUAAGUUAAUAGAAUAAUUAUUAGAAAUCAAAAAAAAAAUUGUUAGUGUUUAGAAGAUUAAAUGGUAAAGCGCGUAAAUUAGGAAAUUAAAUCAUUUAAGAAAAAUUAGUAAUAAUACUUUUAUAGUCUAUAGUCUAUAAAAAUAGGGGAUAGGAAGUCGAAUAUUAUUAGAGGGAUUUACGGAGUAAUUAACCGGGAAAUUUUCGUUAUAAUAUUCGAGCGUAGUACGAGCGCGUACGCAUAAAAAAACAUCGCGGAACAGGGCGAGGAAAACGGGUGAGGGGAUACCGUAUCGAAAUUUAACACGCGUAACAUAGGCGGUCGAACGUUUUACGUGUUAUUAGAUAGGUACUCAUCCAUGUCCAACGUACGACGCGCGUUUACGUAAUUUCUAUUUAAUAUUUGUGCACGAUAUUUAUUUUAUAAGUAAUAAAUUUUUACGUAUUAUUAAUUUUGGUGACGGUAGUUACGUAUUAUUAGUUUAUAAAUCAAUAAUAGUAAACACAUGUAGAGUAAAUACUUUUGGUAAUUACUCACGCGGAUAGGAUAUUAAUAAAUUUAGUAGAUAUAAUUUAUAAGUAUCUAGUAGAUAUAAUUUAUGAAAAAUUAUAUAUAUGUAAUGUUUAGAUAAAUAUAUGUCAGAAUCCGAUAGUUCAGAUAUUGAUACUAGUUCUGCGGACAGUUCAAUAAAAGUUGAAAAUUAUAAAUCUAGGAAAGAAUUAAAAGAAGCAGUUUUAAAAGACGCUGUAAAGAAAGAAUUUUUAGAACAAACUAGGAAACACAUAGUUAAAACCGUUAAGAAAAAGUUAGUAAGAACACAUAGUUUAACAGAACAGAUAGGUACCGCGCCACGAAAACAAACCGUAGGUCGUUUAGGUACUAGGUCAGACUCAAGCGUAAUUCACGUGCAGUUAGAGUCAGUGGUUAAGAAAAAAAUGAGUAAAAUGGAUUUAGAUAAAGCAAUUGCUAUGAUACCUAUUUGCACGGGCAAAAAGGACGUAGCCGAAUUUAUAAAUAUUUGUGAAAUCGCAAUUAAAGAAACAACGGAAGCAGAUACGCCGAUAUUAUUAAAAAUAAUUACUUCUAAGUUAACGGGAAAUGCGUUAGAAGUAACAAAAUAUCGAAAUUUAGAAACAUGGGGAGCAAUAAAAACAAUAUUAGAAGGGGCAUUCGAACAAAAAGUAUCGGAGAGGGCCCUAUCAAUAGCUUUAAACACGGCACGUAUGGCCGAGGGAGAAAGUGUGGCAAAAUUCGCUAGUAGAAUCGAAGAGUUAUAUUAUAAACUCUGCGCGGCAAGUACGAUAGGUCUAGCUCAGGCCGAGGCAGAUAUAGUGAAAAAACAAACUAAGAAACAGGCAAUGAUCAUAUUUAUGACAGGGUUACCUCAUCACCUAUAUACAGUAUUGAAAAGUCGAAAUCCCAGUACAUUGGAACAAUGUUUCAAAACGGCGAUCGAUGAGAUGCUCGAAUAUGAGUCAAAAGUAGAAAUGGAUAAGUUGCAGAGACAAAUCGGUAAUGGAAAACAGGCGGACGUCAAUAACGAGGAAAAACGACAAAAUGGUGGUAAUACAAAUAACGCAGUUAAUCGCGGAGGAAACGGUAAUUCAAAUCAAAGCAAUAGAAAUAACAAUUUCAACGGGUAUAACAACCGAUAUGUUAAUCACAACAACCGCAAUAACUAUGGGAAUAAUAAUCAGAGCGGAUAUGGCUCACACAUGGUUAAUCGCGGCGGUCAACGAGGCGGAAACGGCUAUGGACGGAAUUUCAAUGGCAAUAAUGUACAACAAAAUAAUAUUAACCGAAGCACCGGAUGCUAUACUUGUGGUAGAUCUAAUCACAUAGCACGAGAUUGCUGGAGCAAUCGACCUAAUGCGCAACAAAAUACGUACAACAAUAAUCGUGUAAACGGCACGCGCCAUGCGAACAACAGCAAUAAUGUUCGUAGGGACAGUAACAAUACUCAGGGCGUACUUUGCAGUUACUGCAAUAAGAUAGGUCAUGAAAUUUCAACCUGUUAUACAAAACAGAAAAACGAAAGAAGCACGUCGGGAAACGCCAACGGACCAUCACCAGUGGGAGUCAGAUUGGUCCAAGAAAUAGUUCAAGACCCACACACAGGAUUUUCCACAUCACAGCAAAAUUAA
Metopolophium dirhodum (rose-grain aphid) is the source of this 2511-nucleotide messenger RNA. RefSeq lists its product as uncharacterized. Gene Ontology annotation, molecular function: zinc ion binding; nucleic acid binding. The record is from RefSeq and is a predicted model, not a curated record. The coding region runs from base 1003 to 2511 and encodes 502 amino acids. NCBI's taxonomy places the organism in Eukaryota, Metazoa, Arthropoda, Insecta, Hemiptera, Aphididae. The transcript has a single exon.